Aaosphaeria arxii CBS 175.79 is the source of this 4073-nucleotide messenger RNA. RefSeq names its product Pkinase-domain-containing protein. NCBI's taxonomy places the organism in Eukaryota, Fungi, Ascomycota, Dothideomycetes, Pleosporales. The transcript has 5 exons. The record is from RefSeq and is a predicted model, not a curated record. Gene Ontology annotation, molecular function: protein serine/threonine kinase activity; ATP binding. Gene Ontology annotation, biological process: intracellular signal transduction; protein phosphorylation. Bases 122 to 3979 code for a protein of 1285 amino acids. Gene Ontology annotation, cellular component: cytoplasm.
ACGACCCUCGCUCCAAGCAAGACGUGUCUUUCGGGCUCCAUAUCGCUUCAGCAUCUUAUUCCUCUAGCGGAAGUGUCUUCGCUUGGUUGGCGGUUUCCUCCCGCAUCCUCGCAUCGACACAAUGGAUCAUGUAUAUCAUGGUCGUCCUCCAACACGUCGACAAGUACUCGGAGAUGCCAGCUCGCGUGCUAAUGAGGACAAGAGUUCGCACGCACGCCGCAGUGUGAAAGGCGGUUUGGAAGGGAGCGCUACGUCCUCUCCUGUCCGCCUUCCGCAUAACGAGUCUCUCGAGCCUAACGGCAGUCUUGCAGUACGACACCCGCCGGAACCGUCACCUGAAAACAAACGUCUCUCCGCCGUUAUAAAUGAUGGCGCUCGUCCACACAACCCUAAGCGUGACUCUGAGAUAUCAAACGCAAGCACCAAUGCGUCAGGUACGAGCCGUCGACGCAAGACCUGCAUAGGACCUUGGGAGUUGGGCAAGACUGUAGGGCGCGGAGGAUGCUCAAGGGUUCGCAUCGUUAGACAUAUGGGCACGGGCGAGUAUGGCGCUGCCAAAAUAAUCUCGAAAGCUACGGCGGAGAAAGUCAGGGCAUUGAGUUUGGCGAACUUGAUCGCAUCUGCGGAAACCGAUCCCACCUUGGCUGCCGGCAAGCUCAUUCCUUUUGGCCUGGAACGCGAGAUCUGUAUCAUGAAGCUGUUGGACCAUCCAAAUAUCGUACGCCUACAUGAUGUUUGGGAGAAUCGUAAUGAGUUGUACUUGAUCAUGGAAUAUGUCCAAGGCGGCGAACUGUUUGGCUACAUCGGCGAGCAAGGAAGACUUCAAGAAGUCGACGUCGUUCACUUGUUCCGACAGAUCAUUGCCGCUUUGAUGUACUGCCAUCGCCUGAACAUCCACCAUCGCGACUUGAAGCCCGAGAAUAUUCUUCUGGAUAGAGAAACCGCAACUAUCAAGCUGGUCGACUUUGGCAUGGCGGCCUUACAGCCUGCUGGUAAAAAGCUGACAACUCCAUGCGGCAGCCCGCAUUACGCCGCACCAGAAGUUAUUCGCACAACAUCAUAUGACGGCGCUAAAGCAGACAUCUGGAGCUGUGGUGUUAUUCUGUACGUGAUGCUUACGGGAACGCCCCCCUUCAAUUACUCUGGACAAGACUGCGAUCUCAAGCAUCUCUUCCGUUCGAUUGCUCUAGCCGAUUAUGUGAUGCCGAAUGGGUUGUCAAAGGAGGCACAAGACUUGAUUAGACGGAUCCUUAUCCCGGACCCGAAGCGACGCAUCUCCAUCGAAGGCAUUUGGAAUCACCCCUUCCUUAGUAAAUAUGAUGUUCACUUGGGCUUCGUUGGCGAUAAAGCGACAGUUGACCACUGGGUGGGCCCAAUUCCUUCGAUAUCGGACUGGACCAAGCUUGAGCGGAAUACAAUCGACCGCGAGCUUCUACGAUAUCUUCGAACGCUUUGGCACAGUGAGAAGGAACAGACUUUGGUGCAACGCCUGCUUAGCAAAGACGCCAACCACGAAAAAUACUUCUAUUCGGCACUGCUCAAGUUUCGUGACAGUUAUUUGGAAGAUUAUUCUCCGGGCCCUGAUGUUGUUGGAUAUUCUACUAGUGAUCAUCAUCAUUGCGCCAAGUCAUCCCCGCAAAGCCGCAAAUCUGCCCCGUCCUCAUGGCACAAGCAUUCUCAGUCUGGUUUCUCAAUCCUGAACGACGAACAUUUGUAUUCCAAACACAGCUUCUACGAACCACCACCCUCAUCAGAUGCCAGUUAUGACCCUUUCCGAGCAUCUAGAGACCCAAUCAUACCAGGUCAAAGCCUUACUCAUAAUGUCACCAUCCACCGUGGCUCAGGCAGCACAGGCCGUCAACGACCAGCAACGGCUUUGGGCCAUCGUACGGGAAGCUCGCUACGUGUUCAAGCUAUUAGAAACAACUCCCAGCGCCAAAGUUCUGUGGCAUCGCGUGGUUCCUCCAAAUAUAGCAGUCCUUCAGCCCGUUCACAGCGGUCAGUUGGCGUCAAACGGAGGUCCGUAUCGCGCUCAUCCAUGGCAAGUUCGCACUGGCCGAGCAGUCCACCUGUUCUAGUUCGCCCUGGCAGUAUCGGGAAGCGUGGUGUUAGUUUCUCGCAUCUACGACGAAGCUCAGCCUGCACAAUGGGCACUGGAAGUUCGAGUCCUCGCUACACGCCGGAGCAGCGCAAGUUUCUCAACAGGCGUUCUCGUGAUUCCGUCACUCCGUCACCCCUCUCUCCCCCGCCUCUGCCAUCGCCACUCGCCAACAAAGGUUCGGCCAGAACGCCAGUCAAACCACCCGUGGCUCGAUUGAAGAUUCGCAAACCGGAGAGCCCCAGCAAAUACAUACAGAGUGAAGCGAGAAAGGUCAGCACAGAGCUUGAAAAGGUCAUGGAGGAAGCUUUCAAUCGCGCUUCGAUCGGUGAAAGUAUUCGGACUUCGAACACAGAUCCGUCCAAGGAUGCAUCUGACUACAUGACCCCACCAACUUCAGUCUCCAAUGGGGACUCCAUUGGUAGUGUGCUUAUUACCCCAUCCAAUGCUAAAUCGACCCCCCAAAGCCGACCCCUUCCUCCAGUUCCUAAUGAGACGCCAAAUACAUACGUGCACCGUAAGCUGGCGGAAACUCGAGCCGACAUUGCUUUUCGAGCAGCGCAAGGGGGCGAGAAUACAGCACAUUUCAAUGAGAUUCUCGCUAAACUGGAUAUCCUUAUGGAUCCUACGGUCAAUAUUGCGCAACGUGCUUCCUCGGCGCCUAAUAGGUCUCCAGAGCAGAGCAGUCUAUUGCCAGCUAUCUCCGAAGAGGUCAAGUCUGAUGGAGAUAAUCAGUACGAGCCCUAUAGCUCACCCUAUAGAGCUGUUACUGAUCCAGUCAGGCCAAAACUGCAGGGUCGCCGGGCAUUGACCGAUCAUCCUUCCACUAUACGGGUCGUCGAGCAAUCCCCUACACGAAUUGCACCCCUGAAUAUACGUAAGCGGAGUGGUGCCAGCACGCUUUCAAAGAGCGCCAACGAUCGACUCACAGGUUGGUCGAACCCUGCUACCACUCGAACGGUGCAAUCUUCGCAAGGCCUACAUAACAAGUCUGCAUUGGACGAAUUUGACGAACGCACUACUGCGAGCCCACAGCCAACAGAUUCGUCGAAGGCUGGCGCAGCGAUGAAAAAGAAGAAGUCCCUGUGGUUUCGGCGCAACAUGGAAGCUCAAGAAGAAACGAAGAACAAACCACACGUCGGUUGUCUGCAGAUUCCGGAGGCAUGGCAAGGUCUCGACGAUCGUCUUCAGAAGCACAGGCCCGCCAGUCCUAUCCGCAAUGUUGAGUCUCGACACACAAGAGGAAGCACUAGUAGUGAGUUUGCAAUCCGGCAACCUGGAAUGGAACCUACGAAGAACGAGUUUGGCAAGGAGCGGAAAGGAUUCUUGGGUCUCUUUGGCAAAAAGGCCAAGGAGCCCAAAGCCAAGGCACCUUUGGUAUUGGGUUCCGACAAUUUCAGUACUUCCUCAAUUCUCUCCGACUAUGAUCUCGAAGACGGUUCAGCGGCGUCGCGCAAUCGUGCACCAGAAUAUCAAAUGAACUGGCUCUCAAGAUUUCUGCACAUCAAGCCCGCAAGUGGAGUCUUGUGCUUCCAACUUGGCCGUGGCAAAGUUCGUAACGAUCUCGUGCGGCUUCUUCGAGACUGGCAACGUUUUGGCGUACGCGAUGUCACCUUCGACCGACAGGCCAACACCAUCAAUGCCAGGAUUGAUAAAAAUAAUCAUCUUAGAAUUAAACCGGUGUCUUUCGUUAUUGAGCUCUUCGUCGUCCUGGAACAGGGUCGCCGCGCAAGCCUCUGUUUGGCUCGAUUUACUCAGAUACGCGGCGCAGCAUCUUCUUUCCGAAAGGUGGUCGAUGUUAUCGAGGACGUUUGCCGCUCUCGAACUAUGCUUGUUGAAGAUGAAGUCAGGAAGGCACAAAUGUGCGAGGUUCUGGCUUAAACCCAGCCCGUCCAAGACCAAGUGCAUAAUCGUCUACUUACUGGUGCCUCUGGCCACACUACGUUCGUUGCAAUCAUGCAUGCAAUACAUGCAA